AUGGAACGAGCAAGCAGGCCAGUGCUGGUGGGCCUCGGGUGCCCCAUCCUCGACAUCAAGGCGGCAGUGAGUGAGGAGUUCUUGGCCACGCGGGGCUUGGCACUGGGGCAGUUCAGCGUCACCACCGACUGCCAUCGCGCCCACGCACUGUAUCGCGAGGCCGUGGACAGCGGGGCACGCAUCCAGUACUCGGCCGGUGGGUCCACCCAGAACGUCAUCCGGGUCGCUCAGGUGUGGCUGCUGGGUGCAGAGCACAGGUGCGCCUUUGUGGGCAGCGUCGGCGACGAUGACUUUGCCCGACUGCUUCGGAGAGAGGUCGAGGCCGAGGGCAGCGCGGCCGCGUUUUGCUACGUUGGCACGCCCGGCCACGCAACGGGCAACUGCUUGGCGUUGACCCUCGCGGGGGACAAAGAAGACCGACGACAUCAAUUAUUCACCGCUGGCGCCUCCGAGACUUUCGACUUGGCCUCGUUGGCCGAAGACACAAAGCAGGUCAUUGAUGGCGCGUCGUAUGUCUAUCUGGAAUGCGCGUUCCUGGCCUUUGCGGCGGACCACCUCCUGGCGCUGGCUCAGCGGAGCAAAGACCAGGGCAAGUGCGUCGUGGUGAACCUCUCCAACAUCUCGGUGGUCAACAAGCACCGCGACGCCAUUCUCCGACUGCUUCCCCUGGCCGACGUCGUCUUCGCCAAGGAGAAGGAGGCGCUCGCACUCGCGCCGGCCCAGACGCCCGAGGAGGCCGCCCUCAUCCUGUCUCGCCGCCGCGGCUCCGACACGUCGAUCGUGGUCGUCACCCGAGGUACUCAACCCACCGUCGUUGCCUGCAAGGGCCAGGCCUCGGUGUUCGCAGUGCCGGUGGUGCCGAAGGAGAAGAUCGUGGACCUCAUCGGCAGCGGUGAUGCGUUCGUGGGCGGCUUCCUCGCCGCGUUCGUCCACAGACACCACCCCAAGACCAAAGAAGUGUUCGCCCACCACCACCACCUGGCGCAGUGCGUGGCAAGCGGACACUUUGCGUCGUCUGAGGUCAUCCAGCACGCCGGCUGCACGUUCUCUUCCGGUUCGACGCCGCCACCACACAACCAGCCAGGCCAGUAG
Acanthamoeba castellanii str. Neff is the source of this 1092-nucleotide messenger RNA. Its product is annotated as kinase, pfkB superfamily protein. Gene Ontology annotation, biological process: purine ribonucleoside salvage. The record is from RefSeq and is a predicted model, not a curated record. Bases 1 to 1092 code for a protein of 363 amino acids. Lineage: Eukaryota; Discosea; Longamoebia; Acanthamoebidae. Gene Ontology annotation, molecular function: adenosine kinase activity. The transcript is spliced from 9 exons. Gene Ontology annotation, cellular component: nucleus; cytosol.